Mus pahari (shrew mouse) is the source of this 4558-nucleotide messenger RNA. It is a transcript of the gene Sanbr, whose product is annotated as KIAA1841 ortholog. The transcript has 21 exons. NCBI's taxonomy places the organism in Eukaryota, Metazoa, Chordata, Mammalia, Rodentia, Muridae. The record is from RefSeq and is a predicted model, not a curated record. The coding region runs from base 370 to 2373 and encodes 667 amino acids.
GGUGCGGCCGCGGCUCGUGAGGCUGCCUCAGCCUGGCGUGUGCACCGGGUCGCGCCGUUCUGGGCGCGAGCGCGGGCGGUGCUGGCCGCUGCAGGUGACACCGGCGCGGUGAGGGCCGCCGCGGCCCUGUGGAGAAUCUCAGAAGUGCUACAGACACCCAGUCCUCACCGUGUCAGGUGAUUCUUCACACCAAGGAUCACAGAAAGAGGACACCUAUGGUUUGACCUUCGUUUUGCAGAUGAGGAACCUGAGACACGGAUUAUCUGAACUAGACAAUAUCUUAACCAAGAUAUAAAGUUGGACAGUUUGACUUCAGAAUCUAUACUUGUAACUCGUACAUUGUACUGGGCCUUCAGUAAGCUCUAAAAGAUGAGUCGUGGAUAUCCAGAAAACAAUAAUUUCCUGAAUAAUAAUAACCAAAUGGUAUUGGAUAUGAUCCUUUAUCCAUUGAUUGGAAUCCCUCAGACCAUCAACUGGGAAACUGUGGCAAGGCUUGUGCCUGGAUUAACGCCCAAAGAGUGUGUGAAAAGGUUUGAUGAGCUAAAGAGCUGUGGAAGUUCACCUGUUGACAACCAGUAUAACCCUUUAAUGGCUACUGGAGAGGGUCCUGUUGAAACUUUAGCCACUUAUAUUAAAUCUUCACUUCUGGACACACAAGGAGAUUUUCAAGAGACUCCUACUGAUCAAGAUACAGUUUCUAAAGCAGGAAGACAUAGUAUAGCUACCACAAGGAAUUGCUCUUCAGAAAGUGAAAACUGUACUGCUCGUAAUGCUGGAGAAGAGACUGGAGAACCUGAAGGGCCAAACAUGGUGAUCCAUGUAUGUGAUGAAGCAAAAAGCUUGAAAGAAGAUUUUAUUUGCCCACGAGAUCUUUUGAUAUCAGAAAUGAAGUACUUUGCUGAAUAUUUAUCCAUGGAUGCGCAGCGCUGGGAAGAAGUGGACAUUUCAGUUCAUUGUGAUGUUCACAUUUUCAACUGGCUGAUAAAAUAUGUUAAGAGGAACACUAAGGAGAGUAAAGAUUGUGAGAUUCCCGCUUUAGAGCCGGGAAAUGUCAUUUCAAUCCUUAUUUCGUCAGAGUUCUUGAAGAUGGAUUCAUUAGUUGAACAAUGUAUUCAAUAUUGCCAUAAAAAUAUGAAUGCCAUAGUAGCUGCUCCAUGCAACAUGAACUGUAUCAAUGCAAACCUUCUUACACGCAUAGCUGAUCUGUUCACACACAAUGAAAUUGAUGACUUAAAAGACAAAAAAGAUAAGUUUAGGAGUAAACUGUUUUGUAAGAAGAUUGAAAGACUGUUUGACCCUGAACACUCCAAUCCAGAUUCCCGAAACAAUGCAGCAACACUCUAUCGAUGCUGUUUGUGUAAGAAACUUUUAACCAGAGAAACAGAAAGAAGAAUUCCUUGCAUCCCUGGAAAAAUCAAUGUGGACCGACAUGGAAAUAUUAUCUAUAUCCACAUAAGAGAUAAAACCUGGGAUGUACAUGAAUAUUUGAAUAGUCUUUUUGAAGAAUUAAAAUCUUGGAGAGAUGUUUAUUGGCGUUUGUGGGGCACAAUCAACUGGCUGACUUGUUCAAGGUGUUACCAGGGCUGUAAAGUGAGGGAUCACAUGGUUCUUCUUCAUGAUCAAGGAGAAAAUGAUGAUUUGCUUUCUUGUCCAGCUGCUAAGAUACUGGAUGAUCUGCACAAGCACAAAGACGUCAUUGUUGUACCUUUUUUAAAGGAUGCGGUUAGUGAUCCUGGGGUUGGCUCCUGUGAUGAAAAAGGCCUGGAAUAUGAAAUUUUACUGGAACCAAAUACGCCGUGGGGCUCCAAAACUGGGGAGCUCAAUGCAUUCUUGUCACUGAAAAACUGGACUCUGCAGUUGAAACAGCAGUCAUUGUUCUCAGAAGAGGAGGAGUAUACCACUGGGUCUGAGGUCACUGAAGAUGAAGUUGGUGAUGAAGAAGAAAUCGCCAAGAAACAAAGGAAAAAGGAGAAACCAAAGAAAUUUACUAAGCCACCAAAAAAACAACUGUCCUCACCCUGUUCUCAAAAGAAAGAGAAGACACUGGAGAAGUCAACUUCUAGAGAUGUGUCUCCUUUUGUUGUGAGUAUGCAGAAGAAUAAAUGGGAUGCCUCGAGAUCCUUGAGAUUCAACCAAGAUGCACAAAGAGAAGAUGAUCAGCGGCGGAUGUCUGAAAUUACAGGGCAUCUAAUAAAAAUGAGAUUGGGUGAUCUGGACCGAGUCAAGGCAAAGGAAUCGAAAGAAUUUGCAGGAGGUAUUUAUUCUAGGCUUGAAGCACAAGUCAGAGCCUCGGUUCCUGUCACUGCCCGGCAGAACAGCUCAGACAAAAGCCAGAGGUCUAAAAGUCGUUUUGGUCAAGGGCGUCCUGCAUAAAGCACCCUAAAUAUAAAAAGAGAGAAGGGACACUCUGGACAUCUGAAAUGCUCACUUCUUGAAGAUCUUCAAACAGUGACUGCUAGGUGCUCUAUGAGUUAUUCCUGCAGACCACAUAAAUCAUGCUACAGUGACUGCUAGGUGUUCUAUUAGUUAUCCCUGCAAACCACAAAAAUCAUGCUUACACAAAUAUAUAGUUAGGUUUUGUUAAAAUCUUAACUAUAUAUAUAAAUUUUUAUAUAAAUUUCUCUUUGUAUAAUUCUAGGCUGUGUAGAAGAUAAUUGCAAACUUUACAUAGUUAAGACUUCUAAUAUUUGUUGCCUUUUAUUUAUUUGACAAAGAAGAGGCCUAACUUGACAAGUAACUAAGUUGGUAAGAGCCUAAGAAAUUAACGGAAUGACUAGUAGUGUUACUAUGCAUGGGCACUGAUCAUUGUAUGUUUGGGGACUGUUGAAUCUUAGGCAUAGCAUUGAGAAAUGAAUUGUGUAUGAUGAACUGUCCAGUGAUGUUAAAUUUAGUUUGCAUGGAUAUUAAGGAGUGACAGAUCUCGAAGCUGUAUUAAUAGAAUGUCAAGGCAAGUUUAUUUCAAUACCAUGUUGGUCAAGAAGGGUUAAUCUUUUUCAGUAGUAUUACAUGGAAGGUACAAUGUUAUUCAACUUCUGUUUCUUUCAGUUUUUCAUGCUUAUCUGUAAAUCAUGUGAGCCUAAAAUCUGGUCCUUGCCUCUCUCCUGGAUGAAGCUCGUGGCAUUCUGACUCUAAAGCAGUGUGUGAUGGGUUUCAGGUAGUGAGUCAUUUCAGUUGUGUCGCACAGUCAGGCGCAGGCUUCGCAGGCCCAUCCAUUCUCUAAGUCUACUUCAGCACCUUCACAGCAUAUAAUUGCUCGUUACGAAGAGAUGCCGUAAAGUUCCCAGGUAGAGGAGAUGGCUGGAGAUUUCAGAUAUUCAAAUCAAACUAUUUUAUAGAUCAUGUUUUAAUUUUUUUUCUAACAAGGUAGAUAGCAUACUCAGGGAAAUUUUGUUCCAGACUGUAAGCAUGUACUAAGUUAUGUGUUUGGAAAUUGUUUAUAGGUCUCUGAGAACCAUGAGAUGCACACUGUUUCUAUGUUUAGUUUUUCUCUGCUUUGUGAUUGAUGUCUUCAAAUUAUUCAGAGAAUAAAUUUUGAUAAUGUAACAGAACAGCAAUUGUAAAAGAAAAAUUCAAGUCUUACACCUAGUUUACACAAAAAGAAAUUAUAAUUUUUAGUAUCUUUUAGUUGCCAUAUGAAGCUCUUAAUUAUUUGAUAAUUAUGCUUUUAAUAUCUAUUUGGAAAUUUUAUUCUGGUAUACAGAUGCUUUUCAGUUAUCUGAUACUUUGGAAAUAGCUUAUAUCCUAUUUAUUUUCAAGAAAGUAUUUCUUUGUAUGUGAUAUGUAAGUCCCACGAGUACCAGUCUUAUAGUUGGCUCCUGGAUGCUCUGAUAGAAGGAUUUGGAUUUAUAUGUGUAAGCGAUCUGUGAUCAUUGUAACUAGAAGGGAAUAUGCUCUUUUGAUUUUCACAGAUGUAGAAGUGCUCAUUGCUUCUCCCCAGAGGGGGCUGAUUUACUGAUUGAUGUUAACAGACUUUAUUGAAAUCUGAUUCUAUACAGAAUGUGCUUUUUAUUUUAUAUCUGUGAUACAUGGACAGGCAUUUCUUCUGCCAAGUACUUUAAGGUUUUCCUUACAUUAAUUCUGAGUUCAAACUUAUUGAAAUAAAUGGCAAUGACAAAAAUUGUGGAGAAAGUCCAUUGAUCUGACUCGUUCUGCUGUCUGAGGAGACUGGAGUACUCUGUAUUCUACAUAAUUCCCUGGAAAAUUAGCUGUGAAAACCUUAGGUUUUAAGAUUAUUUGAGUGUGGCAGCACACCCCAUCACUCUGGAAACUGAAGUAGGAAAAUCCUCCAUUCAAGACCCUGCCUCAGAACAUUUAGCAAAUCAUUUAAGGGUUGAAAUACUACAGCAGACAGACAUAUAGCUCAGUAGUAGUUCUACAGCAGACCAGGCGUAUAGCUCAAUAGUAGUGCACUUGCCUCGGGUGCACAGUAGCCUGGCUUUGAUCCCCACUCACACUGUUGUGAGUGGAGAUGCCACAGGGAAGCUGCACAGUUGCCCAGCAGCAUAUGUGCUGCCUUUCUCUGCAGUGCUCAGGCAGGGAUUGUGAGGUAGUUAAUUGU